AUGGACUACCACGACUUCUCUGACGAUAACAACCCGUUUGUCGGGUCUAACCAUUUCUACUCAAACGGAUUUGUCGAUAUGGAUAUGGAGAGCGACGCCAUGGCGCACGAUGGCCUUCAUCCGGAGAGCUCCGAUAACGACGAUAUUGUUGAGUCUGAUAACGAGGACAAUGACAGGCGGUGUGGCCGAGACAAUCAUAAGAAUGACGAUAACGGGGGAGAUAAAGACACCAGAGACAACAAACAAGAGGGUAACGAAGAAAACAACGACUUUGACGACGAUGAGGCCGACUAUAGUGUCAUGGAUACCACUUACGACUCGAUCCCGUACUCUGUCUCCGAACAGCCAACUUUCUACGUCCCCACCAUGACCAAGUGUGACACCAAUGCUCAAUUCCAAAUCUCAACGUUUGAAAUACUCAAGGAUUACAAGGGUACAAGGACAAUCUAUUACAAGAUUGAAAACUCGGCCGCUAACACUCAUAUACUAAGGAGGUACAAUGAUUUCAGAUCUCUCCGUUCGUACUUAUCUAAAUUCUACCCAUACCUAUUCAUUCCUCCCAUUCCAGAAAAACAUUCCUUGUCGAGGUUCUUAAAGAACCCAUUCAACUAUAAGAGCGAUAUGUCCAUCAUUGAAUUGAGAAUCAGGUUGUUGAACUAUUUCUUGAUGAAAAUCAAUAACCAUCCAACCCUCUCAACAUCUCCAAUUGUUGUCAAGUUUUUAGACCCUCUAAUCAAUAACUGGAACUCAUGUUUGAACUCUCCCCCCUUCACUAAUCUAAGCUCAAACUCGUUUCUUUUGGUGUCAACUAGAAAUCCCACAAAACCCUCUCCUUACUUCUCCUACUUACCCAUACCGCCUCUGACUUUAUUGAAAACAUUCUCAACCCGUUUGAAUUCUCAGGUGUUUCAAAAAUUGGAGAAUCAAUUGAAGAUAUUCUUGAAAAUAAUAGUGAAUUUGGAAACUAAAAUGAAAAACUUAAUCAAGACUUUAAAUGCUUUGAGGGUAAAUUUGGUUGAAUUUGGUGCUGUUUUGAACAUUUUCAGCAUAAUGGAAAACCAAAAUUAUAAUAUCGAAAAAUUUGGCAACAAAAUUGACUUGAAUUUCUUGAAUAUCGAAAUUUUAUCAACGAACCUUUCGAUCAAGAUUAAAGAACCAUUGAUAAUAAUGAAAAACUCGGUAAUAUACUUGCUACAGAUGUUGCAUUUCAGAAAAUUGAAAGAAUUGCAAUUUGUUUAUUUUCAAAAUAUAAUUCAGAAGAAACAGUCACGCCUGAAAUCCUUGGUAAAUUCCAUCAAUACACAACCUAUACUACCAGCCUUGGAUCCGAAUUCAUCAGAGCCCAUCUCUUCGCCGUCCUUAAAUUUGGCAAUCGAGAAUAUGAAGUUGAAGAACAAAUCACAUCAGAUAACCGUUGAAAACUUGUCUAAUGAAUCCAAACAACAAAUCCUCUCGGAGAUCAAAACCUUGAAUAACGAAUUAAACUCAAACCUUGUACCUUGCUUCAAGUUUUUACUUGAUGAUGUCCAAUUCUUAAGCGUCCAAGUCGAAAAAAAUACAAAGCAUGAGCUGAAACAUUUACUACAAAUGAUGUCAACGUUGCAACAAAAUUGGAAAUCGAAUGUUUGGGGUGAGUAUUUCGCAAGUUGUCUAGAUGUUUGGAAAAAGUAG
Messenger RNA from Pichia kudriavzevii, 1671 nucleotides. RefSeq lists its product as uncharacterized. NCBI's taxonomy places the organism in Eukaryota, Fungi, Ascomycota, Pichiomycetes, Pichiales, Pichiaceae. Gene Ontology annotation, molecular function: phosphatidylinositol binding. The transcript has a single exon. The record is from RefSeq and is a predicted model, not a curated record. Bases 1 to 1671 code for a protein of 556 amino acids. Gene Ontology annotation, biological process: retrograde transport, endosome to Golgi.